ACAAUAUUGCAUAAAAAUAUACUCAUGCUGCAUUAAUUGAAAAAUGGUUCAAAAUACAAAUCUUUAUGCAUGAACUUUUUUUCCAAAUUCUCUGAAGUUCUUCCUACUGCUCUGACAUAGCUUUGAUAGAUAUUUCAUCACUAAUAAGAACAUGUGAACAAGAACCAAAUACUAACAUGAUUCCCUCAGCUCAAAUUAUGAGAAAAUGCAGUGUUGUACUGCACAAACUCUCUGAUGGAGAGGGGCUGUCAGGGGCUGAUGUCUGGACAGUCAGGAGGGGCUGGUGUCCUGAGCAGAGCCUCACUCACGUGUCUACUGGUGGCAGCAAACUCAAAUCAGAGGCCAAUGAGACCAGUGACUCGCCUGUACUGCAAAAAGUGAGCUCUGUUUACAUUAAAGGGGAACCUGAAAGUGAAGAAGAUGAAAUAACAGUGAAGGAGGAGCCAAUUUGCAUUGAUGAAAAUGAGCCAACUCCACCUCCCCCACCAUGCGUGCCAUGCAAGAAGGAAGCUGAUGUCACUGCACACAAGGCUCAACAAGAUGGCUUACAGGACAUGGCUGUUCAGCUUGAGGAACAGGACGGUAUGCUGUGCAAGGUUCACGUCAAUGCUGGCCAGGAAGCACCAAAGACUGCUUUUCAUGGAAAAAUGGAUGGAGAAAUGUCUGACAUUAAAGGGGUUAUAUCUUCUGAUUCUGAAGUGAAAUUGCAUCCAACUCCUGAACGAGGUACUUACAAACAUCUUGUAAAGAGGCAAGUGUUUGCUAAGCAUGGUUUGGGGAAGAGAUUCCAAUGCAAGAUCUGUGAUUAUGUUGCUUCUCAAAAACUACACCUCAAAUGCCACAUGAUCUCAAAGCAUAAAAUUGGACCUGGACGCCAAUGCAAGAUUUGUGAUUAUGUUGGUGCUAUGGAAAUUCACCUCAAAAAACACUUGUUUUCAAAACAUGGUAUAGGAACUGGGAUCCAAUGCAAGAUGUGUGAUUAUUCCACUACUCAGAAACAGUUCCUCAAAUCCCACAUGUUUUCAAAGCAUCGUAUAGGAGAUGGCUUCCAAUGCAAGAUGUGUGAUUUUGUCACUGCUCAUAAAUAUCGCCUCAAAAGCCACUUGUUUUCAAAACAUGGUAUAGGAACUUGGUUCCCAUGCAAGAUGUGCGAUCAUGUUGCUCAUCAGAAAGAGCACCUCAAGGCUCACAUUAUUUUAACUCAUCGUAUAGGAACUGGAUUCCAAUAAAAGAUGCGUGAUUAUGUCACUGCUUGGAAACCCUACCUCAAAGCUCACAUGAUCAAUAAAAUGGGUUCCACUGUAAGCUAUGUGACUUUAGCAGUGCUCAUAAACUGAACCUCAAAGCCCAGCGGUAUCCUAAGAAUGGCUUAGGAACCAGGGUUGCCAGAUGUUAGCAUGCAAGAAAGCCAAAUUCCGUUCAUGAAAAAAGACAAAGCCUGUCAAAAUUCAAUAAUUGAGAGUCAAUUUAAUUAAAAAAAAAAACAAUUAAUUCAAUUACGAUUUUUACUGUCGAAUGCAAAGAAGAGAAGGAAAAGUCGAAGACUCAAAUUUUGGCAGAAAAGCAUAUCUGACAAUCCUGAUAGUAACUGAAUUACAAUGCCAGUUGUAGUUGUGGCUUCGUGCUUAGUCUUGUCUUCACUGGUAUAGCCGAAACUGAAGACAAUGCACAACCAUGGCAGGGUCUCUCCGAAGAUGUACGGUGUUGAGGGAUGUUUCCAUGUUGGGCUGUUAGCACAGUUGAAGCGGUAGAGCACAUCAUCAGGGAAGAUAUGGCAGUUCCCGCACAUGUUUCUAAUGUUGUUGUUAAUUCUGCUUCUGUAACUGUUCAAAAGUUUAAACUGACCGGAGCAAAGUUGUGCCAGCGUCCGUCAUGCUGACCUCGGAAGUGAUAGUUCAUAUUUGUCUUUUAUUGGUAGAGGUAGCAAAAAAGAAGUGUUGUUGAAGGCCGCUUCGGUAUCAGCAGUGUUCCUUUUCCAAUCGGCUUUUGCAAAGUUUAUUAAGUUGAUUUCUGGUGUUUAAGUAGCCCGAUGGUCUCUGCUUCAGUUUGAUGUAGAUCGGCGGGUGGUUGGACGAUAGAACGGUCUGGUGGACCAGUUCUUAUGGGUGAUCAGGGUGUCGGAGGCAAUCGAAAGGUCGGUGAGGAUGAUUUUCCUGUGGCUGGGAGCCUAGUUGGCAUGUCCAUAUUCAGCGUGACGUGAUCGGAGUCGCCAAUUUCAAUCGCCAAAUCUUCUCCGCAGUUGCCCUUGAUGCUUGAGUACCAGAGUGUUAUGCACGUCCGGUCCAGGUCUCCAAGUAAUAAGAGUUUUAUAUUAGAUGGGAAAUUGAGGCUUUGAAGUUUGGUGGAAAGGAAGAAUGGGGUGGGAUAUAGACUUUAAUGAAGUUUAAAAUCUGAGUUGCAGACCUUGAUGGUUAUGGCUCGUUGUUCGAUUGUAUUAUGCUCUGCUAGUGGUUUACUUGUAAAAAAGACGCUGGUGUGGAUCAGCAUCAUCAGAAUGUUGCCUCCUUCCGUCACCCGAUCUUUACAUGCUAUGAGUGUACAAAAAGUAUUUUACUUGUAUCAUAUACAUAGAUUUUACUGGAGUUCUCUUUAUUUUUUCAGCAUUUGCGUUAGUCCUGUCGCCUUGUGCGGAAGUGAUGUCUUCACACUAUUUCUAUAAACGAUAAACCUAUUUAGUUCAAAUCGUCAAAGAAAAAAUAUUUCUUUGGUUAACUCAUUUGAGAUAGACCUAAUUUAUUUAUAGCAAUAACUUUUUGCUGUCUCUUUCUUUAGUAACUAUUGAAUUUAAUGUACCUAGUCUGCUGUUGCAGAGAGCACCCGCUACUUGCGUUGCCGGUACGGUACUGAAUUAAACGUUUAUUUUAAGUGAAAA
Molecule: messenger RNA, 2872 nt
Organism: Hyalella azteca
Lineage: Eukaryota; Metazoa; Arthropoda; Malacostraca; Amphipoda; Hyalellidae
Product: zinc finger autosomal protein
Exons: 4
Coding region: 177-1229 (350 amino acids)
Biological process (GO): regulation of transcription by RNA polymerase II
Cellular component (GO): nucleus
Molecular function (GO): RNA polymerase II transcription regulatory region sequence-specific DNA binding; DNA-binding transcription factor activity, RNA polymerase II-specific
Source: RefSeq, a predicted model, not a curated record